Molecule: messenger RNA, 903 nt
Organism: Harmonia axyridis
Lineage: Eukaryota; Metazoa; Arthropoda; Insecta; Coleoptera; Coccinellidae
Exons: 3
Coding region: 242-799 (185 amino acids)
Source: RefSeq, a predicted model, not a curated record
AGUGAUAAAACAACAGGUGGGGAUCAUGUAUAUUCAACCAUGAAGGGCCAGCCAGCGCAGCUUUGUCCCUAAUAGCAAAACCUCGCUGACAGCGGAAGUUGAACAGGUGACCAUUCGUAUAUUUGACUUUGGUAAGGAUGUGAGUCAUAUCGACUUUAUUUUGUGAGUGGUGUUGUUGGAACAGAGUUUCAUCGAGUUCAUCUUCUUGAAUUUGCGGAAUAAAUGAACGAUUAAUAUAAGAAUGGAGGAGCCCACAGUGACAGUUGACGAUUUGCCGUUGAGUUUUGUCGUUAAGUACCUCGGAUGGGAGCCAGCCAGGGGACUCUGGGGCAUGAAACAUACAAGAAAACCGGUGGAUAACUUGGUGAAAAAAGCUAAAAACUUACCUCAAAAUCACAUAUUACCUCGUGUAUCAAUUGAAGUAACAAGAGAUGGUCUUUCUUAUAAGGAAAUGUCGAAAAAGCCGAGUGAUUCGGAAGCUAUAUUUUAUGGAGUGAAUGAAAUUUCUUAUGGUGUGCAAGAUGUAAUUUAUACCAGGGUGUUUAGUAUGAUUAUCGUCACCGAUAAAAAAAUGGAGGAAGGAUUGACAUUCAUAUGCCAUAGCUUCGUAUGUGAAAAUAAGUACCAGGCAAGGCAACUUACUUACGCAUUGGCAGCUGCAUUUGGCGAUUAUGCUCAAAAAAUGAAAGAAUCCAAGAAAAUUAUGAAGCAAAUAAAAUUUGCUAUUGAUUUGAGAACCCCUGAACAGCAAGCUGCAGAAGCUACUGGUGAAGAGGUGGAUGAAGAAACCGAUGCUUGAAACCAAAUAUAAUAAUAAUAAAGGAUUAUUCAUUCUUUAGGCAUAUUUGUAUAUAUAUUUUUUUUCAUGUUGAAAAGAUAGUCAUUAUAAUUUUAGAAUAUGAA